AUGACUCUCAAUCUUGGCGAUACCGUCCCUAACUUCACCCAAAAGAGCUCCGAAGGUGACAUCGAGUUCUACAAGUACCUCGGCGAUAGCUGGGGCAUUCUGUUUUCGCACCCCAAGGACUUCACACCGGUAUGCACGACGGAACUCGGCACGGUGGCCAAGCUCAAACCCGAAUUCGAAAAGCGCAACGUGAAGGUGAUCGCGUUGUCCGUCGAUUCUGUCGAAGACCACGCCGGUUGGAUCAAAGACAUUAACGAAACGCAGAGCACCGAAGUGAACUACCCGAUCUUGGCCGACCAAGACCGAAGUGUCGCGAACCUCUACGGCAUGAUUCCCCCCGCCGCCGAAAACACGCUGACGGUUCGGUCGGUGUUCAUCAUCGAUCCCAACAAGAAGCUUCGCUUGUCGCUGACCUAUCCCGCGUCGACCGGCCGAAACUUCGACGAGCUUUUGCGCGUGAUCGACUCACUUCAACUGACCGAAUACGAAAAGGUGGCGACGCCGGCGAACUGGACGCAGGGCGAUGACGUUGUGAUCGUGCCCUCACUGCAGGAUAAAGCGGAGCUCGAGAAGCGGUUUCCUCAGGGUUGGACCGAAGUGAAACCUUACUUGCGGCUUACCGCGCAGCCAAAACGCUGA
Chondrus crispus (carragheen) is the source of this 639-nucleotide messenger RNA. RefSeq names its product peroxiredoxin, PRX3. Gene Ontology annotation, cellular component: cytosol. The record is from RefSeq and is a predicted model, not a curated record. Gene Ontology annotation, molecular function: peroxiredoxin activity. The coding region runs from base 1 to 639 and encodes 212 amino acids. NCBI's taxonomy places the organism in Eukaryota, Rhodophyta, Florideophyceae, Gigartinales, Gigartinaceae. The transcript has a single exon. Gene Ontology annotation, biological process: cell redox homeostasis; cellular oxidant detoxification.